AUGUAAUGUAAUGUUAAAUUUUCGUCCAUGCGGUCUGCUGCCAGGUUGUAACGAUCGCUAAGUCCUACUUUCAGUUUGUUCAUGGAUUAACUAAAGUAAUUAUACUUCAUGAAUCACCACAUAGGUUCCUCCUCUACCUGAAUGGUGCUACACUAGUUACCUCAGAUCAUGCAGAUCAUUAUAAUUGGAGUUUCUGGGUGUGGAAAAACAACAGUUGGACAGGCACUGGCAAAGAAGUUGAAUCUGCCCUUCCGUGAUGCUGAUGAAUUCCACUCUACAAAAAACAGGGAGAAGAUGUCACAAGGACAACCGCUGACAGACAAGGACAGGAUUCCUUGGUUGUCAGAAAUACAUCAGUACAUGCAGAGUUUGGAGUCCCAAAAUAAAGAUGGAGUUGUUACCUGCUCUGGUCUCAAGAAACUGUACCGACAUAUUCUUCUUAGAGGUGUUGAAAGUGACGAUCCCAAUUCCCAGUCUUCGUCUAAGAAAUGUUUGAAUAAAUCAUCUGUGUUAUUUGUACUUUUGCAUGGGAAAGAGGAGACACUACAGAGAAGAAUGGAUUGCAGAAAGGACCAUUUCAUGCCAGCUUCACUUCUGCCUUCCCAACUGGCCACGUUAGAACACCCUGACGAUACAGAACACUAUAUUAUUGUAGAUAUCGACAACACUGUCGAUGAUAUUGUGAGUCGGAUCAUUACAGCUGUACAAACAUCUUAACAGCAUGGGAAUUAAUUAUACUGUGAUUAUUAAUUAGACUGUGAUUAUUAAUUAGACUGUGAUUAUAUGUCAGAUUAUCAGAGUCCUUCAGCAAUCUUUCAUGUAAACAUAAUAAUAGACAAUUGACAAAACUUUAUUGAUGACAUUAAGUAAUAUACAUGUAUAUGAACCGUUUUAUAAUUUGUAUUGAUCAAGUCCAUUUUUAAUAAAUAUUUCAAAAUUUCUGGACAAACCUGUUCAAUAGUGAAAAAAUAAACAAAGACUAUG
Pecten maximus is the source of this 984-nucleotide messenger RNA. Its product is annotated as probable gluconokinase. The record is from RefSeq and is a predicted model, not a curated record. The coding region runs from base 169 to 717 and encodes 182 amino acids. Gene Ontology annotation, cellular component: cytoplasm. The transcript is spliced from 6 exons. Gene Ontology annotation, molecular function: gluconokinase activity. Lineage: Eukaryota; Metazoa; Mollusca; Bivalvia; Pectinida; Pectinidae.